AGACACCAAGUGUGUGUUCCUCAUUGUUCCCACAUGCUUGCGAGUUCCUUUCAUUUAGAGAGGAUCUAGAUUCAUAUACACGCUCUACGAGGACAUUUUUUCACGUUUCAACUCAUAGUCACUCUCUUUCUGUAUUUGUCUCUUUCUCUGUCAGUCUCUUUCCCUUUAUUUGUUAUUUUCGUUCUUUAAUUUUUGUUCUUCUUUCCCGAAUCUAUCCCUUCCCACGACUUGUUUAGGCUACAUUGUCGGACGAGGCCAAGGAAGUGUACAACAGCCUUGUGGAGACGCCCAGCAUAGAGACCUCUCCGGACACGAACCCUCUGCGCAUGUUGCGCUCUGGAUUGCCCGUUGUUAGGCCUAGGAUUCGUGGGAACAAGCACGCCACGCUAGGCUAUCCGGUGUCCCAUCAGGAUGACUUGGCUACUGACCAUUUCCACUUCGACACCUAUCACAGCGGUUCCAAAACACUGCCAAAAAUCAGGGCACCGCCACCACCACACGCGCCGCCGCCCCUACCUCAAUCGCGCCAUUUAGAAAGACAUCACUCAGCCCAGGAAAUAGAGAACAACCAAAAUCAGAGUAACGUGGACGAGAAUCCUAUACCGUUACCACCUAGAGACAGGUCCAAGACGCUGCAACCAAAAUCUAGUUUACCUAGGCAUCAGAGGAAACAUCCUCUAAUUAUACCAGGUGGUGGUGUAACCAGAACUUUGGCCAAGAUGGCAGUCACUACGCCGCCCAUCGAGGACCAGGUGGAUGGAAGUUUGCAGAGUACGAGUUCUUCCAUAGCCAGCAGCUCAUUACAAGAGGGCUAUUCGUCAGAGAAUUCAACUAAUAGUCCAGAAGAAUUCGAACAACGUAUAGACUCCGAAUUAGCUGCAUUGGAUUCGUUGCCAGCAGAUGAAAAUAGAUUACACCGUUUCAGUGUCAUCUCUGAGGAUCUGCUCGAGUUCUCCGAUAACUUGAUCGAUUGUGAUACCCCAGACUAUCGACAGAACAUGCAAGAAAACAGUGACAUACAAUCGACUGAUUCUUCCACUGAACGACUCCAGAGAAAGAUUAGCAUCGAAUCAAAAACUUCAGUCAGAAGUUCUACUUCGAAGUACGUUCAAGAAAACGAGGCAGGUGAAGCAAGUAGAAAUUCCACUCCAUCAGAUUUAAACAAAUCAGAAGAUUCAAUGGUCUCUGGAAAAGGUGACCUCCUCACCUCUAACAAAGUCCAAACGUCCAAAAGGACGCCAUUAGUUCAGAGGCCCUCAAAUUAUAUGAUGCAGUUCGAUUAUGGGGAAUAUUCAGAGAAUAAUUCACAAUCACGGUGUAAUAUGGGCAAACUACAAUCAGAGAUAUCGAAAGAACCUUCUAUUACUGAUUCGAAUGAUAGCUUUCAUUCUGCGGGUCUAACAGGCACUUAUAAUAGGUUAUCUAACGAGAAGCUGUCAGGACACACGAGUGAUCUGUCGCGACAGUCCGAUCAUGUUUCAUGCGAAGAUCUAUUGGAGUUCGCCUGUGACGGCCCAAACGCGAGGAGAACCCGUGGACCUCGAAAUGGAGAACAAUCUGACGAGGUUAGGAUCAUGAUGAAGGUGCUGCAUGAACAGUCCACUCCAGAAUCAUGCAUAGCCGCGUUAAACGUUACUGAUUGGGAUGUGCUAGCAGCAAUUAAACUGGAACGUCUUCAGGGGUUGCUGAAAAAGGAGAACAACUUUGUUGGGCUGGAGGAUUGCAAGGUUAUGUUAAAUCAAUGUGGUGGUGAUGUCGUGAAGGCAGCCGCGUUAUUGAGAAGCACCGAUGACACUGCUGCGGUUUAGUCGAUAUUUUUUUGAUAAUUGGAAGGUUUAUUUGAGAUUAAUGAUAAUCUGACAUGUAAGCGUUUUUGUGGAACACGCUUGAUGGGGUUAGAUUAGGGUAGCAUUUUCAAAGUUAAAAUGUUUUUCCGUUUUAUACCCGCGCGAAUUCAUGCGACGUUUAUUUAUUAUUUUAGAGUUAGUUAGAGUGAGAUUAUAGUGUUCGAAUAUAUCGUUGUGUGUUGCCUGGGACAAGAUAGGCAUUUUGAUAGAGCUUUUGCAGAGGAAUGGCAUACAAUUGUCCACCAGAAAUGAAGUCAGCUAGUUAUUUUUACCUUCAUGCGUAUUAGAAAGAAUGUUCAAAAUAAAGCAAAUUGUAAUUAUUUUUUCUGGUAACUUAAUAUCAUACAGGGUGAGUUGUUAUAGGUUAGGAUAUUAAAUCUAGAGAACUGUCCAUUUGAAUACUUAUUAAAAUUCUACGCGAAAUAAUUAUAUUUGCUUUGGACAUUAUGAUAUCUUCCAAAUUAAGUAUUUUCUUUCUGGUGGGUCAACCUGUACGGAGUAAUAGCUUUUUUUAUUUAAUUCGUUAGCGAGAGGGAGAUAAAUAGCGUUUCUUCCUCUUCUUCGUCUAAUAUGAACGUAAUGUGAUAAUUUGCACAAUAAAUGUAUCGCUCUGAUCAGGUUUUUGUGAUCGGACAAAUCGUACGUAAUAGAAGCAUAACUGAAUACAUAUAUACGUGCAUAUGCAAUUUUGCAUCUUCAGUUAAGCAAAUAUUAAGAGAAAGUAUUACGAAAUCUAUGACUAAGCAGUAAAUUAAUCCUUAUACCGCGUGUUGCACCGAUCAAAAAUUUUAUAAAUUUCUUCUAAUUCUUUCUAUAAAAAUCUUUCGUUAGUUAUAUCUUUUCUGUUAUUUGAAAAGAUUACGCAUAAAGAAUCGUAUAUUUUAUACAGAUCUAUCAUUUGAUAUCAUUAAAUGUUAUCUUACGAGAUCUAACCUACAAAUCAAACGAUUCUUCAAUUUUUUUCAUUACUUUUCAAUCUUCAAAACAUAAGAAGGUAUAAAAAGGGCAAAAAGAUGUUUUACUGCUAGAAACGAUAUUCGAUUCCAAAGAUAAUAUUUGCACGGUAUUAUUAUUUGGGUAUCAUGCGCACCGUAGAUUAGUGUUCGAUCGUAUUCAUCGUACAUCGUACAUCGAGUUUCUGUAACCGAGUCACCCCGAAUGAAAAGAGACACCCACAUUUUUAUGAUGGUGAUUAGCAAACUAUUUUAUUCUGUAUUAAGCGCGAGUUUGUAUCUGAUAAGUGGUAGAUAUUAAAACACGUCGUGUGUGCGUAAUUAACGCUGAAAAUCAGCACAAAUGGGAGAGAGAAUGAGAGUGAAAGAAACAUGAGAGAGAACUGCUUGUUAUGAUAUUUUUGUUAUGAUUCAAUGUCCAAAAUCCUGGAUCGAGAAUUUUCUUUGCAGAACAUUUUGUAGCUUGUACAGGGGAGGGGGGAAUUUUUAUAUUUUGACCCGGUAGUAGGGUACGAUAAGCACCAAAUAUUAUGUAUGGAAUCUUUGUGUUCAGUAAGAUUGAUUUUUAUAUUUUGCUAAGCAAAGCUUUCGUGUUAACCUUGUUAAGUUAUAAGAGAUAUGUAAUUCGAUUCGACUGGGGGAAAGGGGGGGGCAUAAAAGAGGAAAUUGUUAAUAAGCGUGCAUAAAAAACGAAUAAAAUUCAUGACACGUUUGAUUAACAAUCUCAACGGCGGAGAUUUUUCUAUUACUGUUUUGGACUCACUAAGUGUCUCAGGUAAAACAAAUUUCGUUUUUCUCUUGUGUAGUAUCUCCAAGAUCGUACAAAUCGUAGUUCCAAUUUCUAUAGUGGUCUCUAGCUAAACUUUGGAUUGCACGAUCUUCGAGAUACAGGGUAUGUUUGAAAAUGUUCAGCAAUUUGAUAAGUCGAACAACAUAUCCGGAAUAGAACUCGUUUGAAUUAGAGCAAAAUUGCAUACUGUUUGAUUGACAGAUAUUUUUCCAUCUUUUUUGUACGAGAGCCUUUUCUACAGACACUUCCUUUAGUCAAUCUUGCUAUAAUUGAAACGAGUUCGAGGAACAAAUUUGCUCAUUGUAAUUUCGCGUAGCUGACUAGUACCACACGCGUCUGUAAUGUUUUAUUACGAGAAGAAUGUUAAAAAAAAAAGAAAAAAAAA
This is a messenger RNA of Bombus impatiens (common eastern bumble bee), 3975 nucleotides long. RefSeq names its product activated Cdc42 kinase-like. Bases 327 to 1808 code for a protein of 493 amino acids. Lineage: Eukaryota; Metazoa; Arthropoda; Insecta; Hymenoptera; Apidae. The transcript is spliced from 2 exons. The record is from RefSeq and is a predicted model, not a curated record.